Messenger RNA from Trichosporon asahii var. asahii CBS 2479, 6237 nucleotides. RefSeq names its product putative retrotransposon nucleocapsid protein. Lineage: Eukaryota; Fungi; Basidiomycota; Tremellomycetes; Trichosporonales; Trichosporonaceae. The coding region runs from base 1 to 6237 and encodes 2078 amino acids. Gene Ontology annotation, molecular function: nucleic acid binding; aspartic-type endopeptidase activity. The record is from RefSeq and is a predicted model, not a curated record. The transcript has 2 exons. Gene Ontology annotation, biological process: DNA integration; proteolysis.
AUGUCGGAGCAGAGGACACCGGACCCAGCUGCCGACGAGGAGCGUCGCCGCCAAGCGGCUGAGGAGAAGGCUGGUGCCAAAGGAAAGGCGAAGGCGGGCACGCAGCAGCCAUCCGAUCCCGCACAAGCCCCCCAAGACGACGACACAGGCGUCAACCCUGACAACAUGUCUGAGGCAGAAUUCCGCAGGCUCAUCAUGACCACGCUCACCGGCCUGUCCAAGGACACGCGCACGGUGGUCAGCGAGCUCGAUGGCGUCAAGAACCGCGUCGCGGCGAUGGAGAUCAGUCGUGCGAACAGCAAGCAGAGCAAGACCUCGCCCAGCGUCACCUCCGGACAGCUGGAGACGACCCAGAAAGAUGCUCCGCCCGACAAACCACCGAUCUUGCACCCGAAGCCGAAGCAUGCUGUCUCCCCCACCAAGCUCCAAGCUAUUGAGGAGAGCGCUGACAACAUCCGCCAUGGCGAAGGUGGAGGUGGAGGCGCGACACGGACUUCGCCGAUCACUCAAAGGGUCCCUGAACAGGAUAGUUCCGCCCCUCCAGGCACUGAUCUCGCGAGGGCGGCUGACGACAACGACCGCCAGCCUGCGGCGCGGCCAGCGACGCGCCAGAACGGUCAACACGGGACGCAUGAACAUCACCGCCUGCAGCAACAUCCCCCAGACGAUGUUUUCACGUCCUCACAGCCGGUCCUCCCGCAGAACCAAGUGCACUCGAACCUCUUCUCACCGGUCCAACAACACCCCAGUGCUCGUCAACCAUACUCGACCAUGAUGCCCAGCGGAGCGAUGGCCUACCCUCAUCCGGUCUACCAGCCGCAGCUUCCGCCAGUCCGAAUUGAGACGAAGGAUCUCCCCCAGUUUGAAGGUUUCGAAGACAAGGAUGGUAUCGAACGUUUUGUCCGAGCCAUCGACGUCCACCUGAGGACGGGGGUUAGCGAGUACCAGAUCAUAGCCCGACUCGGCACGCUUUUCCACGGUUCAGCGAAUGAGUGGUUCAUCACUCUCACCGAUGGCGAACUGGAGCGGCUUCGCACAUGGUCGGACUGGAGAGCCAGGCUGCUGGAGACGUUCCGCCCCACGAAUAUCAAGUUGAUCGAGCAACAAGCAGCCGCGCACCGCAUCAUCCGCAACGACGAGGACGUCAGGCAAUACUUCCACGAGAAGAAGAACCUUCUUCGUCGUGGGAACCCUUCCAUGUCCGACGCCGAGAUUGGCCUCCAGAUCCUUGGUGGGACUCCCAUGCAGUGGCGUGCCAACGUCACCUGGGACCCCGACCGCGACUCUCUCCACGAUCUCCAAACAUCGAUGGAACGUCGAGCUGGCCUCCUGCACGCCCAAUGGUGGGACAAGAAUCUGGACAUGCGCGACAGUAACGGCCAUCCUCGUCCUGGCUACGUCAGUUGGCUGUCGGACCUCUCCCGCAGUGCCAACUCUAGGGCGCCAAAAGGGAACAAGAAUCAGCAGUCGUCCUCAGACAACAACAACCAGUCUCAGCAGUCACGCGACACGCAGUCGAACGACCGUCAGCAGGGUCAACGCUCCAACAACAGGAAUGCGAACUACGGCCACAACACAGAGGACUACAAACGCCAGUGGCUCGACAACCAGCGCAAGUUCCUUGGGCGCGACCCCAGAAGCAGGACGCCCCUGCCUCGGGAUCGAAUGCGGCCGCAGGGCCGUCCUUUCGCCCCUCCCGCCAGUAGUGCGGACGAACAAGAUGUGUAUAUUGACGACCCCUACGAUUUGACAUACCGACCAAACAAUGUGUAUUGGCUCGCAGCCCAAGAAAAGAGAAAACAACAAAACGAUGUGCAGAACGACAACAAUGCUCUCUCUCUCCGUACAACUCCGAGGCCUCAACAACCGACACCUCCCACACACGAUGGUUGCUCGCUGAAACCUCAUGAUACCCCCAUCCCAGAAUGCACAGCGACGAUCGAACUCCUCCCCUCCUCAGACGACGAAGAGCAGGACGACGGGACCAAAGACGACGCUCCUCGUCAGAAGAAGAAGAAGAAGGAGAAGAUCGCCAAUGCAGGAGAAACAAGCUCAGAGACGAAGCGACCGUCUUGCACUCAGACACCGCAAGCACACGUCUACGAUGUUUCUUCAGCACCAGUCGCUGAUGCCGAACUCAACGACUGGUUACAGUCCGAUUGGGUGCCGACGCCGACGUUGGCGUUCGCUCGCAUCGGAACAAGCAACCAGCCACACAGAGUCCUCAUCGACUCUGGCGCCGACCUGUGCCUGGUCGGCGAAGCUUAUCUCCGAAACGAGAUCGAGAAUUACAACAUCGAAGAUUCAGCAAUUUUGACGAUCAACGGUGUCAACGGCACCUCACGAACCCUGGGAUCGACCAUCCUCCCGCUGCGUUUUUCCAGGAAAGACGCGCGAGGACACGACCAGGUGUUCCUCAUCCGCUUCCACGUUGUUCCCGACCUCAAGGAUGGACUCCUGGUGGGGAACAACGCUCUGAUCGCAAUGAACGCUGUGAUUGACUUGUCUCGAGGGCGGAUGAAACUCCAGGACCAAGAAUAUCUCAUCACCUCAGCUCGACGACGCCGACAAGACCCGAUGAACUACGGUCACGCUCGCGACGUCCGACUGAAGAACGCCUACAUCAUUCAACCUGGUUGCCGCAUGAAAGUGCCAGUCCACGUCAUCACCGGCGGUUUCAAAUCCGAUUUCCUCAUUGAACCCGUCCCACUGGAGAACGGAGCACGAUUGAUCCGCGGUCCGAGAGCGCUCGAGCCAGCGCACACCGACGAGGUCAUGUAUGAGUUCUUCAAUGGGACUCGCAAACCGAUUAAGCUCAAACGGGGGUUACUCGUUGGGAAGGCAAUCCCUAAGUCUCGCGACCAAGUGCGCGAACUUAAGGACAUCCAACAAGUCGUCGAUUCACUCUCACAUGAGCUUGAGAAAACGAAGAUGGCCAACUUCAUCAACACAGAGGAAGACUACCUCACCUCGGAGGACUGGGAGGAGUACAAGACGCUCCUCGACAAGAUCAACAUCAACGAGAAUCUUGACAACGACCAGCGCCGCAAGGUUGAGAACCUUCUCUACUGCAAACGGGCCGCUUUCGCUUCAGAGAAGAACCCGAUCGGCCUGACAAGACGGGCGGUUUUUGACGUCGACACUGGAGACGCCAAACCGACUACCCACUGCCCGUAUCACGCCAGUCCUCUUCGACGGAAGCUGAUCAGAGAAAGAAUCAAGGCUCUGAAGGACAUGCAGCUCAUCCAGGACUCUACCUCGGAAUGGUCCUCACCUGUGAUAAUGGUCGAACAGAAUGGUCAAUGGCGUAUGUGCGUCGACUAUCGGGCACUCAACAAGAUCACAGUGGGCGACCAAUACCCCGUGCCCCGUGUCUUCGACAUCCUUGACUCGCUCGAGGGCAGUCACUGGUUCUCCUCAUUCGACCUGAACAAAGGUUAUUACCAGAUUCCGACUACGCCGCGGGCAGCGAAGCGUUUAGCUUUCCGGACCCAGGAUGGACUCUACGAACCCUUGCGGAUGCCUUUCGGCGCGAAGGGCGCUCCAGCAGCGUUUCAAAGGCUGAUGGACACGCUCUUAGCAGAAGGCCGCUGGCUCUGGUGUCUCGCGUACAUAGACGACAUCAUCGUCUACAGCAAGACUUUCGAUGACCACGUGACGCACGUUCGCUGGGUCCUCGGCCAGAUGAUCGACGGCGGCCUCACUCUCCAUCCGUCGAAGUCCCAUCUGUUCGUGAAUUCCAUCGACCUCCUGGGGCACCAUGUCUCCAACGCCGGAAUAGCCAAAGGAAAGAAGGCUACCGAUGCAAUCACCAAGCAGAAGAGACCGACCACAGUCAAGGAGCUCUCACGUUUCCUGGGACUCGCCUCACAUUACCGAAGAUUCGUGAAGAACUUCGCAAUUUUAGCCACGCCUCUCCGAGAGCUUCGCCGUCUGGCAGUACAGCUCAACUCUCACCACCUGCCUUGGAACGAGACGUACGAAGCGGCCUACAACCUGCUGAUCGAGAAGCUUGCUGAGGAUGUCCUCCUGGCACACCCGAACCCGGACAAGAAGUUCUACAUCGAGAGCGACGCUUGCCUCGACGGUUUCGGUGCUGUUAUUUCUCAGAAGACUCCAGAAGGAUACCUCCGGCCCAUCGCCUUCAUCUCCAGACAGACCGUCGACGGAGAGAAGAACAUGGCAGCGACAGAGCUUGAAUGCGCUGGACUCAUGUGGGCACUGGAGAAGUUCCGCCCAUACAUUGAGGGUGGGACUGUCCAGAUGCUCUGUGACCAUAAGGCUUUACAACAACUCGAGAAUUACAAAGGCGAUUGCAAACGAAUGCAGCGAGCAAGCGCCCUUCUCAUGUCGUAUCACUCAACCAUCGACUUCGUCUACAAGCAGGCCAAGAAGAUGCAACACGUCGACCAAUGCAGCCGCAAUCCAUUGCCAGCGACGGACCGCGACCGUGCUCGUCCAGAGGAGGAGAUUCCCGAACCCUGGAUGGGGGGAACACCGAUCCAUCCACCGCCUCGCGGGGCCCGCACGAAACCGGACCACUCCGCAUCGAUUAUCACUGACGAACUUGGCGACCUCGACGAAGGCGCAGUUCACGCUGUCUGGGAGAUCCUACCGGACAACGACACGAUCCGACGCAUCAAUGAAGCGAUGUACGACGACCCAAAGUUCAUCAAGAUUGUUGACGAGAUUCUUCUCCGAUACGACGUUCCCGACACCAAGCCUUACGAUCGAGAGCACUGGCGAAAGACCAUGUGGCACCCGAGCAAGCCUUUUGUCCUCAGUGACGGUAUCCUACACACCGUCCACAGCAACGUCCCACGGUUUAUGAUCUACGUUCCCGACGACAAGUCUCUUCGCGACGAUAUUCUUUCCCGUUUCCACGACACACCCAUGGCAGGACAUCGCGGCAGCGAGUCGACUUAUCUGCGGCUUGUCGAGCACUUCUGGUGGCCGGGCGUUCAGCGCUGUGUGCGCUCGUUCGUCAGACACUGCGAGUCUUGCCAAAAGAACAAGCCAGACAACCUUCUGCCACCCGGCCUCCUCAAACCCAUUCCCCACUGCCCCGAACGUUGGCACACAAUCCAGAUGGAUUGGAUGACGAAACUCCCCACGUCCAAUGGAUUCGACGCAUGCCUAGUUGUGCUCGAUCGUCUAACCAAACGUGUACGACUUAUCCCCACUUGUGAGGAGGGUAUGACAUCUCGCCUGCUCGCCAAGCUUAUGUUCGACUCUGUCUUCUCAUUAUUUGGCCUGCCUAAGGUUAUCAUCUCAGAUAGAGACUCAAAGUUGACAUCUGAGAUGUGGCAGGACCUGAUGGCUUUCCUGGGAGUACAACAUCGACUGGCGACAGCGUUCCACCAACAAACCGACGGCGGUUGUGAACGUGUCAUACGUGUCAUCAAAGAAGGUCUACGUCAUUACGUGAACAAGGAUGGAUCCAACUGGUCAGACUACGUCUCUACACUUGAGGUUGCCCACAACUCGAGCGUUCAAGCGUCCACCAAGAAGACACCCUUCGAGCUCGACCUCGGUCGCGCCCCCUUCUUCAUUCACGACUCUUCCCCGACGAACCCUAAUCCCGAGGUUCGCUCCCUCGUGGCCAGACUGCACAUGGACGCACGCGAAGCGGUCGAAGCCCUGCAGGCGGCACAACAGAACCAGAAACAACAAUACGACGCGCUACAUCGCGACGUUGAGUUCAAGAUCGGCGACGAGGUUCUACUGGCGACGGCUAUAUACAAGCCGCGUGAUGAAGAAGGAGAGCAAUUCCAACACAGCAAGCUUGGCCCAACAUUCUGGGGACCGUUCACAAUUAUAGACAUCCCCUUUGACAACGUCGCCAAGCUUCGCCUCGCCGAAGGAAUGCGCAUUCACGACCAAGUUAGUUUCGCCCACAUUCGCAAGUUCCACCGUCGAGGGACCGGACCGACCGCGGUGCGGAAGCUCCAGUCUGUGAUCGACGCCCGACCAACACACAACGGCGAGAUCAAAUGGCGAGUACGCUUCCAGAACUCACCCGACGGAACGGUCUGGCCCGACGAAUGGUGCGAUGAGACCGAACUCCGCUUCUAUGGUGGCGGCGACAUCGUCGACCAACACCGAGAACAUCAACAAGAAUUCAACGGCGAGCACCUCGCCUUCUACAUCUACCAUUUCAACCCUGAUAACGAAUUGGACAUCGAAGAUUCCAUCAGGCAUUUUUCUUACGAACUUCAAGAACACGCUGGCGAUUAA